This is a messenger RNA of Pocillopora meandrina, 1173 nucleotides long. The record is from the annotation of a GenBank genome assembly. Lineage: Eukaryota; Metazoa; Cnidaria; Anthozoa; Scleractinia; Pocilloporidae.
GCCCCGAAGAAAAAUUUUUUUAGGUCGAACAGCUUCGACGAGUCGUCCGAAGAGCCAAAGUAUGCAGAUUUAAAGGAAGCAAACAAUACAAGCAUCGAUGGCGAUGUGCUCUGCAGUAAGAUUACGGACAUUCAGGAAUUUUAUUCAGAUGAACACGGAGGAAAAAGGCUUUGUAAACUUAUCAAAAGCGAAAUACGUGAGUUUGAAUGGGGAAUAAAGCCAUGCGUUUUUGAACUCCGAGCCAAAGACUCAAUUAGUGGACACACCAAACACGAAGGAGUCGAAGCUUCUCAUGGGCGUUUAAAGGAAACAGAGAAUAGUGUUGACGAGCUCGGAGCUGAAGGCAUUGGUGGAUACAACGGAAGAAAAGGAAUCGAAACCAGUUGUGACAAUGUAAAGGAACCGAAGCAUCCUGUACAUGGCUCUGGGUUUAUUCUUCAUGACCAUUUUGUUGUCACUAGCAAACAUGUGAUUAAACCUGAUUUAAACGACCAAGGAGAAAGAUACGACGUCUAUAUUUCCAAUGCCAUCAUUGGUAAGCUUCCAUGCAAGGUUUUACUUGUUGACGAGCGCCAGGAUUUGGCAAUUCUCCUUUGCCAACAACUUGAUUUAGAGAAAAAUGGAAUCCGUUCCUUGUGGCCGACGAACCAUUCAUUGUCACCAGUUCUGCCAAUUUUUUGUUUUGGUUAUCCCUUGAGUUAUAGAGGUGAGAGAGCACUUGCUGUUUUUGGCAAAGUUUGUUCACAAGAGACUUCAUCAGACUCCCCACUGGUCCCACUAGAAUGCCCUCUUGACUCAGGAAAUUAUGGCAGCCCAGUACUCUGUAGGAUCAGUGGUCAGUUAAAAGUAGUUGGUAUAAUAACACAGAAAAACAUUCAAGGGAUUCAAACACAGAACUGGAGAGACGACAUCAAAUGUGUACAGGAAUCAUUGCAGAUUAUUGCCAGUCGUCAACUACAAAGCUACCAAACAGCACCUUUGUGUACUUCUGACUCAGCUUCAAAGUAUUUGGAGGUUCAUAGGCUAUAUGACAUUCUGAAGGCAAAUAAUCCCUUUUGUGCAAUUCCAGGAAUUUGCAUAGUUGAUUUUAUCAAAACCUUUGCCAAAAAAUAUGAAGGCAAGUUCAAAGAAGAGUUAAGGGAGAUAAUCAAUUGCAUUGAUAUUCUUUCAUAG